Molecule: messenger RNA, 247 nt
Organism: Schistosoma guineensis
Lineage: Eukaryota; Metazoa; Platyhelminthes; Trematoda; Strigeidida; Schistosomatidae
Source: the annotation of a GenBank genome assembly
AUGCUGCGGAAGCUUUGUUCUCAAGGUCGAGGUCUGUUAAUCUCAUCAUUUGGUGCCAGCAUCUGGUUUUCAAAGACAUCGAUGUAUUCUGUAGCUCUAAUUACUUGUCCGAAUUCCACAGUCGCGGAAACUAUUGCAGAUACUCUAGUUAGUAGAAAACUGGCAGCUUGUGUCAAUAUCAUACCCUCAGUUAAGUCUGUUUACGUUUGGGAAGGGAAGGUGGAAAAGUCAGACGAGCUUCUUCUAA